CGGUCCCUUGUAGCGGCGCGAGGCUGCGCGCUGCGGCUCCGUCAGUGCAACAGCGUCACCGCAUGAAUGACAGCGCAGCGCAUCGGGAGAGAGACACUUCAGCACCGCGUCACACGAGCCGCACGGCCGCCGGUCGUCUGUGCAGGUGGAUCCAAACGGACGGAUUCCCGGUGCGUCUCUUCCUGGUGUUCCAGCUUUCACCUUCACUGUGGUAGAAUCAUGACGAGGUGACCGGAGCGGAGCGCUGACAGCAGGGGAGCUGACAGUAAAUGAGAGGCCAUCACCAUGCCCCCGGGGAAGUAUGGGAUGCAGGAGGAGUGGGAGAAGGAGGGGGACCAGAACAUCCUCAUGGAUUUCCUGCUGCCUACCGGGAUAUUCCUCAAAUUCCCUGUGCCUCGGAACGACACCAUCAAAAACAUCAAAAAGAUGGUUUGGAGAAAUGCCAAGACUGAGGCCCUGUACUGUGGACUGGGUGACCCCGAAGGGUACGUCUUCACCUGCAUCAAUGACACGGCGGAGAGGGAGGAGCUGGAGGAGGAGUCGAGGCGGAUCAGCGACGUGCGGCCUUUCAUGUGCGUCCUGAGGCUGGUGGCCAGAGAAGGAGACCGGGGCGAGAAACUCACCAACUCUCACAUCAGCUCGCUAAUCGGAAAAGGUCUGCAUGAGUUUGAAGCUCAGAAGAACCAUGAGGUGGAUGAGUUUCGGUCCAAGAUGCGUACGUUUUGUGAGGAGAAGGCGCUGGAGCGACAUAAUCUGCCAUGGCAACAGUGGAUGGAGUACAGCUUCCCAUGUGACCUGGAGCCAUGCUGCUCCCCUCCGGUCCACGGGGGCACCAAGUCCAAACACACCAAGAAGCUUUUCAUCAAUGUCAAGUUUGAGGCUUGUGAUGAAAGCUUUAUGCUGCAGCAGGACCCCCUGGACAUCCCGGUGGCUCUGAUGAAGAGCGCCUUGAAAAAGAGGGCCACCGUUUUUCGAUCGGUGCGGCAGGAGCCUGAGGACUACACCCUACAGGUCAGCGGGAGGUGGGAAUUUAUCUACGGGAACCACCCGCUGAGACAGUUCAAGUACAUUUUCUCCUGUUUAAGAAAUGGUCAGAACCCUCAGCUCAUCAUGGUGCACCACUCCACCAUCAGCAAAUACCAGGAGGAACAGGGCCAGCUGUGUAGCCAGGUGGGCAAGAUCCGCUCGCAGUCCAGACCUCCUCCUCUGCCCAUGAAGAAGCAAAACACUUCCUCUCUCUGGUCCAUUAAUGAGCCCUUCUACAUUCACCUGCUGCAGGGCAGCCGAGUCAACGCCGACGAAGGAAUGAAGCUGGUGGUGCAGGCCGGCCUCUUCCACGGCAGCGAGCUGCUCUGUAAGGUGGUGACGAGCUCCGAGGUGACGGUGUGCUCCGAGCCGCUGUGGGAUCAGAAGCUGGACUUUGACAUCAACGUGUCCGACCUGCCCCGCAUGAGCCGCUUGUGCUUCGCCCUCUACGCUGUCAUCGAGAAGACCAAGAAACCCCGCGGCACUAAGAAGAAGAACAAGAGAGCGGACUGUCCGAUCGCCUGGGUUAACACCAUGGUGUUCGACUACAAGGACCAGCUGAAGACUGGGGAGUUCAUCUUAUCCACCUGGCCAUCUGUACCUGAUGACAAAAGCGACCUUUUGAACCCGAUGGGAACCGUUGAGAAGAACCCCAACGUGGACAGCGCCGCCGGGCUUCUCAUUCGCUUCCCCAACAUUCGACCACACCCUCUCUACUACCCUCCUCUUGACAAGAUGAUUGUGAUGGAGAGGAACGGAGAUGCUGUUUUUGCCACUAAAGUGGAGCGCAUGAGGCUGAAAGAAAUCAUGGACAACAAAAACUCCACCGAAUUCUUUGAGGAUGAGAAAGAGCUCCUGUGGAAGCUCCGCACUGAGGUUCGUGACUGUUAUCCCGAGAGCCUGUCCAAGCUGCUCCUCAUCACCAAGUGGAGCAAGAGAGAAGAUGUCGUUCAGAUGGUGAGUUUAUUGAGAAACUGGCCUGAUCUCCCUGCCAUCCAGGCCUUGGAGCUGCUGGACUACAGCUUUCCCGACCCAGCAGUCCGAUCCUUUACCAUCAGGUGUCUCAGGAAGCUUAGUGAUAAUGAACUGCUGCAGUACCUAAUCCAGCUGGUCCAGGUCCUGAAGUACGAGUCCUACUUAGACUGUGAUCUCACCACCUUUCUGCUGGAGAGGGCGUUGUCUAACAGGAGGAUAGGACACUUUCUCUUCUGGCAUCUCAGAUCAGAGAUCCACGUGGCAUCUGUGAGUUUGCGUUUUGGCCUGAUUCUGGAAGCUUACUGCAGAGGAAACAUCCACCACAUCAAGCUGCUGACCAAACAGAAUGAGGCCCUGGGUAAAAUGAAGGCCUUGAGUGACAUUGUGAAGUCAGGCUGCCAGAAAAUGACAGUAGAGGACCUGAAGCUGUGCAUCAGGCAGGAGUCCUACAUGGAGGCAUUGUCCAACCUCAUGUCACCACUCAACCCCAGCAUCAUCCUUGUUGAGCUCUGUGCAGACAAAUGCAGAUUUAUGGACUCUAAAAUGAAGCCUCUUUGGAUGAUGUAUAAGAACCCCUCAGAACAUGCAGACAUGGUGGGAAUCAUCUUCAAAAAUGGAGACGAUCUUCGUCAGGAUAUGUUGACCCUGCAGAUGAUCCAUCUGAUGGAGGACCUGUGGAAGAAAGAGGGCCUGGAUCUGAGGAUGAUCCCGUAUGGCUGCCUGUCUACUGGGAAUAAAAUGGGUCUCAUCGAAGUGGUGAAACACUCCGACACCAUCGCCAACAUCCAACGGAACAACAGCAACAGUGCUGCUACUGCUGCCUUCAACAAGGACGCCUUGCUCAACUGGCUCAAAUCUAAGAAUCCUGGGGAUAAACUUGAUCAAGCAAUAGAGGAGUUCACACUUUCCUGCGCUGGCUACUGUGUAGCUACUUACGUGUUAGGCAUCGGAGAUCGUCACAACGACAACAUCAUGAUCCGAGAAACCGGACAGCUUUUCCACAUUGACUUUGGACACUUCCUUGGCAACUUCAAGCGUAAACUUGGGAUAAAUAGGGAGCGUGUGCCUUUCAUCCUGACAUACGACUUUGUCCAUGUGAUUCAGCAAGGAAGGACCAACAAUAGUGAGAAGUUUGAAAGGUUCAGGGAAUACUGCGAGUGGGCCUACAAGAUCCUAUGUAAGAACGGGACUCUGUUUGUUAACCUCUUCGCUAUGAUGAAGGCAGCAGGCCUGCCUGAGCUCACGUCCUCCAAGGAUAUCCAGUAUCUAAAGGAUUCAUUGGCUUUGGGGAAGUCAGAGGAUGAAGCACUGAAGAAUUUCAAAGUAAAAUUCAAUGAAGCUUUACGGGAGAGCUGGAAAACAAAGGUCAACUGGAUGAUGCACUCCUUGGCCAAAGAUAACAGACCAUGAAGAGCACUGCAUCAAUAAAACCCCACCAAAAAUGAUGACUUUAAACUUAUAGACAUAAAAACGUACAUACAUGUUUUAUGUGAAGAAUGGCAUUCAAAGACAGACAAAUGUUUACACGUCACUGGCUGAUUUGUGGUACAUAACAACUAAACAAAGGCAUCUAAAGACCGUGAGAUGUUGUGUCUCAUUGCUUCACCAAAUAUUUUAAUCGUGAAGGAGAUCCAUCUUUCGCCAGUUUACGAAUGGAUUGUACGUUUCCGUGAGGAGAUAUCAGACCGGAUCAUAAAUGUAUUUUUGAAUCUUCAGAGCCUUUACUUGAAAACCAUCUACUCAUGAAAAGAGAAUCAGUGAAACAGAAAGUUCAUAAGUCUGGUUGCAUUAGUCACCAGGUGGCGAGCUGCAAACAAACUGUGAGAUGACUCUAGACAGCUCCUCGCAUCAGAGCAAAACGGAACAGCGGCAGUUUCACCUCAAGACUUUCGGACGGCUGACAACAUUUCCAUGGCUCUGUCACAUCCUCUUAUUUAAACUGCCUUGUUGCAUUUGUGUCUCAUAUUUUUUAUUUGUUUUAUUUAAUUUUAUUACCUUGAACCACUUGUAAAGCCAGCAUUGAUGUUCUAGUAUGUGUUUCAUUGCCGUAAUGUGAUUUGGCAUUGAAGUGCUUACUGUUCUGACCCUGAUGUGCCAAUACACCUGAAAUAUUAUAACAUACUGUAAAGUGAGAUGCUCAGACUGAUAUUUCACUCUAGUACCAGGACUGUAAGACUCUAACUAAAGAGGUAAUGUGCAUUAAAGGUGCAAUGCCAUCGUUUGCUCAGAUGAGGAACUGUGUACCACUCUCUUGUCUGUUGCAGAAGCCAGCGACGCGCAGCUUUGCAGGAAUACUGAAAACUGGUCAGCUAUAAAACAUGUUCAUGCUUAAAGUGAGAAAACAAUAUGCCUAUAUACAUUUCUAAAUACCACAGUGUAUUUAGCUUUUAAGAUGUGUGUGGACAAAAACACAGCCAGGUUCAGUGUUUACCUCAUUUCCUUUUAUUCUGCUAAGCUUAGCAAAAAGUCGCCUGGCUCUUAUGUUACACUUUCACUAUGAGAGAGAGACUGUAUCUUUAUUUUUAUCUUUUAAAAUGCCUUAACUGUUUUAAUAAUAAAUACCACUGGCAGCUUGAGGGAGAAAUCACGUUAGGGACAAAAUAUUGAAAGUUAAAAGCCAUUAACAUGUGGAUGUGUUUCUCUGAAUGUGCUGUUGGUCAAAAAGUCUCGGUUUGCACAACAUGAGCUUUCUGAGAAGUGUGAGUGUGUGUGUGUGUGUGUGUGUGUGUGUGUGUGUGUGUGUGUGUGUGUGUGUGUGUGUGUGUGUGUGUACUGUUAAUGUUUUGCACUAGAAUUAGCAUUUUUAUUUUUGGCAUGAUGUGUCAGAUGCUAUGAGAAGUUUUUCUAGCUUUAAAAAGCCUGUUGCUGUUCACUUGAGUGUUAUUUUUUCUGGUUCUGGUGGAUUACAUGCAAUACAUUCUGCUGUUUGUCUUAAAAUGGCCCCUUGUCUAUUUUCUUUAAAUUCAUUUGACAGAUAAAACUCAGACGUUUAGGGUAAAUAUUCACUGAGGAAUUUAAAACUGUUCUUUGCGCUUUAUUUACUGCAGUGGCGUGUCCAGGCCUUUCAGGU
Nothobranchius furzeri (turquoise killifish) is the source of this 5071-nucleotide messenger RNA. RefSeq names its product phosphatidylinositol-4,5-bisphosphate 3-kinase, catalytic subunit delta (gene pik3cd). Gene Ontology annotation, cellular component: phosphatidylinositol 3-kinase complex; cytoplasm; plasma membrane. Gene Ontology annotation, molecular function: 1-phosphatidylinositol-4-phosphate 3-kinase activity; 1-phosphatidylinositol-3-kinase activity. NCBI's taxonomy places the organism in Eukaryota, Metazoa, Chordata, Actinopteri, Cyprinodontiformes, Nothobranchiidae. Gene Ontology annotation, biological process: cell migration; phosphatidylinositol-mediated signaling; phosphatidylinositol 3-kinase/protein kinase B signal transduction. The record is from RefSeq and is a predicted model, not a curated record.